This is a messenger RNA of Porites evermanni, 13672 nucleotides long. The record is from the annotation of a GenBank genome assembly. Lineage: Eukaryota; Metazoa; Cnidaria; Anthozoa; Scleractinia; Poritidae.
AUGAGUCUGUUGUCGUUCAUUAAACGAUUACCGAUUGUUUGGUUAUGGCUUGUAUUGGUAUUCUUAGCCAGUGGUCUUAUUAUCAACUUAUUUCAGCUUCUCUUGUUGCCACUCUGGUUUAUAAAGAAAGACUUGUUCAGAUGGGCCAACCUAAAUGUGGUUUACCUGCAUUGGUGCCGUAAGUACAUGAUUACACGUAUAGACCUGUUAGUCUCAGAUAACCGAAGGUUUCGCAGUGCACGCGACAACGAUCAAAGGCCAAAACGCUUUGCUCAAAUGCUGUGCUUUGCCCAAGUUUCAUGUGAUAGAUGGUCAAAACACGCAUGAUUUAUUACAAGUGAUAGAAGUUGCAAAUGCACUCGAUCAGAUUGCAUUUGAUGCAUUCCAUUCAUUUUUAAUGGAAGCCUAAAUGAAGCUGGCUACAUACGUGCAGUUCAUGCAUAAUAGCAUUUUGAAGAUUAGGAUUGUGGGCUCCUCCUUUCACCCACAAAAAUAAAUUAUUUCUAAAAUGUUGUUUCUUUGCUCUGGCAAAAUUGACAUGUAACAUAAUUAUGGCCACAACUAAUUGCUAAUGCAGUUAAAUUCUCAGUAUGAUUUUUCAAGCUUCUUCAGAUCACUCCACCCAGAUCCUCUGUGAUUAUGGCAAACUGCCCAUAAAUGUGGCUAAAUGUAAUUUAGGCUAAGUUAAACGUGAGACAAUGCUGGCCAGCGGUGGCCUUGUGACCUUAUAAACAGCCAAAAGGUCCAAUCCCUCAUCUUAAUUCCGUGAUAAGGAGGGAUAACCGAUCACAGCUGGCAGUUUGACUUAUUCUAGCUGAUGAAUUUUUGAAAGAUUGGUCAUUAUUACUCUGUUUUUAAAAGCUCUGAGCUUAUACUGUAGGUAAUGUAAAUUUUACAAAUACCAAUUAUUUUUUAUUAUUUCUAACAAAAUAAAAUUAUUUAAUCAGAGAUUUUUAGCAAAAGGAUGGUAUAUAUCUUGGAUCCUUCCUCUUGCUUGAAGUUUUUUAUUCCCUUUUAUCAGCAUAAUUGUGUUUUUCCAGCGCAAAAGCAAUCAGAUUUAACUUCACUUGAUUCUCGAUCCUUUUGAGGAUCAUGGAUAGAGAAUUGAGUUGGGAAUUGAGACUCAUCAAACUAGAACAGCCUUAAAGUUUGUUAAAUUUCUAGUACAUAUGAUAGACCAUUUCAGGGUUCCUGUGGGCCUCUGUAUCAAAACGAGGUUAAGCGCUCAGCUUUUGAUAUGGAAAUGAUUCUUCAUUCUCCUGCAAUUAAAACUCAUUUUCACAAGAAAGGUUGUGCACUUGGCCUCAUUUCGAAGGUGAGGGUUUUUGGAACUUGGAAGUGGGCUGUUGGCUCUCUUCUCUCGAUAUUUGAUUGCUUCAAGAUUCUACAGCCGUUGCUCAAGUUUUGAGUAAAUUUCUUACUUCUCCCAUGUUAGAAAAGACUUUUCUUCCAUAUACAAAUUAACAAACUCUACUCAACAUUUGAUUCAUGCAAGAAAUGCCUGAAUGGAUUAUGCAAAUUCAAGAUAGUAGUUGGCAACUCUCCAGAGAAUGGCUCAAGUGAUGUGUUGUGUUGAAAGCUGAAAAAAUAAUGGUCGAAUGGCAUUUUGCAUCAUGUUAAUAGCAAGCGUUGUCAGUUUCACCAGUUGAACAGCAAUCACUGACUUUUUGUCAAAUGUAAAAUCAAAAGGAAGCUUGUGUAAAUAAAUUAAUGUCACACCAGGCAGCAGUGUUUGAACUAAGCUGCAAAGUGCUUCUUGUUGUUUUGUUCUUAGGCUUAAUUUUUUUAAUUCUUCUUGCCAUUUUUUUUCCAUUGCCAGCUGUUUGUGUAUGUCCAUCAGCAUGUAUCUUCAGAAUGUACUGUAACAGUAUAAUGUAUGUACUGCACAUGCUGCAUGUGUCUUAUGCCAGACACAUGAUUAUAAAAAUAUAUAAUAUUUUCAUAAAUAAAUUUCUUUUUUACUCUAAUUACUGUUUGUCCUGGGCAGCAGCCCACUAAUCCAGGACUGGUAAACUAGAUUUGGGUUGUUGAAAUUAAUUUUAAAUGUCACUAUGUUUGGCUUGUUCAUGUCAAAUGAUUUGGGAAAAAUAAGGGAAAAGUGAAUGGACAGGUUCCAUGGAUUAGUAAAGCAAAAGGUGUUAUUGUACAACAUAGAUUUCUGGUCAGUGAACAGGUGAAAGAUAAGGCAAAAAGACCAGCUUCUUUUGGUCAUAUUAAUCUUGGUAAUAAGUGCAGCAUACGAUUCAUUGCUGUGCAUGACGAGUUUGUACUUAAAAUUUUACCAGAACCCCUGAUUAGGUAUCAAGGCUAGCUAAUGGCUAACUCGUUACCAGAUUAGUACAAAAAACUGUAGGUGAAAUAAGGGGAACAUGAUUACUUACUUGUAAGGCUCAAACUUCUAUGCAAAUUAUUCUGGGAUAUACCCACACCCUCAGAAGAGUUGUAAAUUAUUAUUGGACUCUUUUUCAUGUGAAAGUACCAGACAUUAAAUCAAGUCUCUGUCCUCAAAUGAAGCCCUUGCGCCCAGGAAACCUUGCUGGCAAGUUAGCUAUUACCUGUAACCUAAUCAUACAUGUAACUCGGUGUUGGCAGACUAGCUGUAAUUUAAUGCAUAAUGUAAUGCAAUGUCAAGAUAGCAGUUAAACAGGCAUUUUUUUUAAAUAUUAAUAUAUGUGAAUAGUAAGCUCAGACAUAAGCAUACAACUUUCAGUUCUUAGUCAAUCACUGCAUAUUUCAUUUUUAAGCAAUGAAAGAAUGAUUCAUAAAUAGAAUAACAUGAGUGGAGAGCUCAAGAAAAAAUAUCUGAAUUUCAGACGGGCAUUGCACCCACGACCUUUCAGACACGAGUCGAAAACUCUAGUGAUAAAAUAAUGUGCACUUUAAUUUCAUGCUCAGUGCAAAAAUCAUUUUGUUAAGCUAUGCUAACCAAGUCACCUUAAAUAAUUAUUAAUUUUUUCUGAUUCAUGUCCAAAUAGUUGAGUUGACAUGGUGUCAAUCAGUACUUAUUGUAAACAAAAAUAUGAGUACUUACCAAAGAAUGUUCAGAUUCUCUUGGAUUAUUUCAUCAAAUAAUUAUGAUUUAAAAACCUAAAACGUUUCAGUCUUCCCUGGCUGUAUGCCAAUUUGAAUGUUCCAUCAUCUGUAAUGUAGUUUGGUAGUUAGAAACUAUUUGCAUAAUUUCUAGCCAAAUUGUCUGUUAUCUUUGUGGUGUAUUAUGUCCAAAUUGGUCAGACUUCACCCACUCUUUCUUUUAUUUGGAUUUAAGAAUUUGUUUGUUUAUUUUCAAGCAAAAAGAAAAAUAUUGUUCUUUGUUUGAAAAUUAGUGUUAGUUUUAAUCUUUCCCAACCUUAUUUUUUGAUCUAUAUAUUCACUGUUCAUUUUUUGGGAUGUCUAGACAUAUUGAAAAGGGAGCAUUUCCUUUUCCUCUCUAAAACAGGGCAAACUGUACAAUAGUCUUAACUAAUGUUGCAGGCAGGUUUUCUCACACAGUCAAUUUAUCGUAUUUUCUUGAAAGAGUGCUGUGACAUUUGCUAAAUUUUUUGCUUCAGUUUUGAUGUAGCUCUUACAUGAGGACAACAAAUACGGGGACUUUGUUUGGGGAUGGUGCUUAUUUAGAGCUUGUUUUUUAAAACCAGCAAGGCAAAACAUGGUCUUUCUUUCUUAAUUUGUUUAAGAAUGAUAAUGAUAGAACAGGAAGAACUCAAUAAAAGAUAAAUAAAAAACAACCCUUGACAAUCCAUUUAAAAUUCAGUAAAUUCAGUCAGUCCAAUUAAAGUGAGAACUACACAGAGAUUUUUUUCAAAUGAUUUGCCUUAGAAUGUCUUCAACAUGCGUGCUUGAUGUCUGUGUCUCUUCUAAGGCCAUGUCUGCCUUUCAAACUAAAAAUCAAGCAAUGUCAUAGACUUGAACGUACCAGAUAGUGAUAAUGUUAAUUUAUUACAUUUAUCUGUAUGCCGUAGAAGUCUUUUUUAAUUAAUUGAUUCUAGAUAAUUAUUUUGAUUAAUUCUUAUGUUGCACUGAAGUGUAUGGAAUAAUAGUUACCUUUUUUUGGCAAUUAUUAUUCCACACACUGGGAAUUGCUCCAGGUGAUGGUUCUAGAAGGUGUGAAUCAUUAUUCUUGUUAAUUUCCUCUACUUUGUUAUUUAUUAAAGGUAGUUUGGAAUUGAUUAUUAGUAACUAACAGCUGACCGAAUGUCUGUUUGAUUUCUUUGAUGAUGUUUUCUUGUUAACCCAUUUGCUCCUGGGAAUUUUGCCAAGAAAUGCUUUUUGAAGCUUGUCUAGCCUUUCAAGCUAAAACUUAAGCCCUUUACAGUUUGUAUGUUUCAUGACCUUUGGAUCCUGAUGCAAAAUAUUAGCUUCUGAAGAUCAGACUUGCGCCGAAAGUAAAAUAUCGAUAUAGUUUUUGAGUUUAGAAGUGAUGCAACAGUCUUGACUUCUUGUUUUUGCUUUCUCUCCAUGCCUCCUUCUUAUUUAUUUAUUUAUUUUUUUGCUUUCUUGGCCUCGUUUUUUCUUUUGCUGGGUAUUUAGUAGGCUUCAUUUCAUUGGGAAAUAACAAACACCCUGCUAUACCAAAAUUAGUGACAUUCAUUGCCUCAUUUUUCAUAAAAUACAUGUACAUAAAUGUUGUAACGGCUUGUGAACAAUACAGCUUUCUCUCCACCCUCCUCGUUGCUAGGGAUAUUUUGCAGCCUGAGAGGUAUCAAAUUCAGCCCAAAAAACUCUAUGCUGAUGUAAUGAUGAUUAUUUGUCUGGAAUCUGGUCAAUACUGAUGGGUUGAUGUAGUUAUUAUGUUUUUUUAUCUAUCAUUUAAAUAUAAAGGCAAUAAUCUAUUAAAAAAACAGCCAUUAUUCAUGGUAUAUUUUUCUUCUUUACAAGAAGAGUUUGAGUUUUGCUGCUACUUUGUGAUGUAGACCAGUAGGAAUAUAAACUUGAACAAAUUUACAUCUAGAACCCCAUGACCACCGGUUUAUUUCUUUAGACCUCGAUUUACAAACUGUACAUCAUCAGUAUGGAAUUAUCCCUAGUGGUAAGGAUUGAAGAGAGUUAGCUGUAUUUGCUGGCAAAUUUUGUAACAAACAAUUUUUUUCAUCUCUUUGACACUUGUUACAAUGGGGUUGCCCUGCAAAGGUGGGGCUGUUUGUAUUGAUGAGAAAAAAAGGUCUUGACAGUGUAAAUUAUCUGAAUGAUUUAAAAGUUACAUGUACAGUUGUACAUUCAAAAAUCAGGUAAUUUUGAGCCAAAGAAAAAAAUUAAUGACCUCUAGCUUGGCUAGCUAGUAUGCCCUGUUUGCAAUCAUUCCUCCCAUACGUCAGUUGAAGGGCUUCAUACAAUUACUCAUUUCCUUUUUGGAGGGGACCUCUUUUGGCUGCAAAAUCACAGGUGUUUCUCCCGCAAAAUAAUUAUUCCCAGUGGUAAGGAUUGAGGAGAGUUCGCUGUAUUUGCAGGCUAAUUUUGACUAACAAACAAUUUAAUUUUUUUCAUCUCUUUGACACUUGUUACAAUGGUGUUGCACUGCAAACUUAGGGUGGGGCUGUUUGUAUUGAUGAUACUGUAUCCUAGUGAAAGAAUAUCAUUUUUUUGUUUUUAGAGUUAACGUUCCUCGCUGAAUGGUGGUCAGGACUGGAUAUAAAACUGUAUGGAACAAAGGAAGAUUUUGAUAAACUUGGAAAAGAAAGUGCAAUUAUUGUGUGUAAUCACCGCAGUGAUGUUGACUGGCUAAUUGGUUAUACACUUGCAGACAGAGCAGGAGUAUUGGCGGUAAGAACCUACCAGCAUUGGUAUAGAUGUACGGUCAAUCAAUAGAUCAUCAGUGAUACAUAGAAUACUGUUUUUUUGUUGUUUAAUCAUACAAAUGUAGGUGGAGCAGUGAAACAAUACCUUUACCCUUUGAUUUUGCAAUCAUGCAAUUUUACACAAUAAUGUGCUUACCGUGAAAAUGUACUUGUACCAAAUUAAAGGCUUGUUCGGCCUCUGAGCAAUUCAAUUUCACUGCUGAAUUUUUAAACUAAGACUUCCUAGUCUGUAUUUUUGAGUUACAAACUUCUGCCUCAUGACUUCUUUGAAAUUUAUUUAACCCAUUCGCUCCUGGAGAUUUUGCCGAAAAACGCGUUUUGAAGCUAGUCGAGUGGUUUUCUGGUCGCUGUCGUGCUAUAAAGAGCUAAAACUUACCACAAACCGGUUUACAGGUCGUACACUUCGCGGCCUUCUAAUCCAGAUGCAAAAUAUCAGCUUGCGAAGUUCGGGCAUGCGCAGAAAGCAAAAUUUCGAGAUAGUUUUUGGCUUUAAAAGUGACACAGCAGUCUUGACUUUUACUUUUCGCUUUCUCUCCUUCCUUCUUUUUUCGCUUUUCUUGCCUCAUUUUUUUUUCUCUUGCUGGGCAUUUAGUAGGCUUCAAAAGAUUUUCAUAGAGAUUUUCAGGUCAAUGUCACGUGGUUUUUUGCUUCUUUCUCGGGUGUCCUUGACUGAAUUGUGCUCAUUCUGGUAUGGUUUGAAAGAUCUCUUCACUCUGCACAAGUUAGCGAAGGAAGUUGUCGGUAACCGUUAAAACUGAUGACGUCACAAAGGGUAGAAAGGACCUGGAUCUGCACGGGCGGUUACGGGCGGUUCAGGGGCGAAUGGGUUAAUAUCAUCAAGAACUCUUGGAAAAAGCCCAUUAUUUUCAUUGUCAAAAUGACUUGGCUGGCCAUGGUCCUGCUGGCCUUUUCUGACUUUUGAGAAGUGCUCCAUGUUAGACCUCAUGUCUACAUGCUUCAUGGUCUCCCCUCACAGUAGACCAACAUUCAUUUAAACAUUGAUUCUAAAGUAAUGCUAUUUUCCAUUUUGUAGACCUGCAAGUGUUACAUGAAGGGUUACUUGAAAUAUUUACCGAUAAUUGGCUUCUCGUGGUGGUGCACUGAAUAUGUGUUUUUGCGUCGAAACUGGCAGAAGGAUCGAAAAGUUCUGGAAUCAAGUUUGAGCACACUUGGGGACUUUCCCUUUCCAUUUUGGGUUGGUAGUUCUUUGUUGUUGUUGUUGUUGUUAUUAUUAUUAUUAUUAUUAUCAUCAUCAUCACCAUUUAUUAAUAUUAUUUUUGAUGUUCAUUUCUUGGUUGUUUGUUGAAUUGUAGGCUGUUUCUUUUAGCUCAACAUUACCUGAUAUAGGAUAGCACCAUCUGCCUUUAGAACAACUUGGGUCCAGCCUGCACCACAGACAGAACAAAACUUCUGGUUAAGUCUUUCUGCAAAGCAGCUCCAAAAUCCUUGUCCAGGACAAGGAUAUUGGCACUGCUUCGCUGACUUUACUAACUGUGGUUAGAUUACACCCGCGGUGCAGACUAAACUUUUUGCCACUAAAGCAUUUCCUUCAUUUUGCAAAACAAAGGCAAAAAAUGGAGUCACCAUCCUUUGUAAACUGAGUAGGUAAAGCACACUUUUUAAAGUCAUUCUCUUGUUUACUCAACAAACGUUCUCAAACUCAACUUUUCAUGUCAAAUUUUUCCAGCACAAGGCACAAGGAUGAGAAAAAAAGGUCUUGAAAAGGAAUUUUGUCUGAAUGAUUUAAAAGUUACAUGUACAGUUGUACAUUCAAAAAUCAGGUAAUUUUGAGCUUAAGAAAAAAUGACAUUUAGCUUGGCUUGCCAGGAUGCCCUGUUUGCAAUCAUUCCUUGCACACCUCAAUUGAAGGGCUUCAUUCAACAACUCAUUUGCUUUUUGGAGGGGAUCUCUUUGCAUGAAUUAUAGCCCUUCAAUCCCAAGUAAGGAUAGCCAACACUUUGUGACACCACCACUGGUUUCCCCGCCAAAUGACGUCUGGGAAAAGAGGACAGAAAUUCCAUACUGAUGACGCAGCACUACCCAGUGCUGGGUAGUGCCUCUGAUUGGCCAAACCGCAUGGGAAAUUUGCUUCAACCAAUCAGAAGCACUACCCAGAUCUGGAUAGUGAUGCGUCAUCAGUAUGGAGAAUUUCUGUGCUCGUGUGUCAGACGUCAUUUCGUGGGGAAACCAGUGGUGGUGUCGCGAAGUGUCAGAUGUUUUCUCAGGCUAGCAUGGCAGGCGCUGGUUGUUGUUUGUUUGUUUUUAGUUAGUUUUUAUAGAGCAUGCAAGAGGAACACAUGAAGGAGAGAGGAGGCCUCCUCUCCUUUUCUCCCCUCUCGCACCUUUGAUAUUUCUCCUUUUGCGCUAAAGAAAUGAUGCCUGCUACCCAGGGAAAAGUAAGGACCAAGAAAUCCAAAACAGGGUUUUAUAACUUUUUCACUUUCAGUUGGCAAUUUUUGCGGAGGGAACAAGAUUGACAAAAGCAAAAGUAGAAGCUAGUGUAGAAUAUGCUCGAGCAAACGGCCUACCAGAGUUAAAGCACCAUCUUCUACCAAGGUCCAAGGGAUUUGCUUUGACUGCACAAUACUUCAAGGACAAAGGUGAGAUGGCAGUCACUAACCAGAACAACACAAUAUGACAGUUUCACAAUUUAUCAUUUCCUAAAUAAGAAAGGAACGAAAGUCAUGUAGAAAUCUAAGCAUUAUUGUAAAUUUCCUAAUGUUUUAACCACAGUUCCUCAAACAUGAAUGUAAGUGGGAGUAAUGGUUAUCUAUUUGUGAUAAAUAAAAAGAUGGUCUUUUUUAAGCUUGUUUGCAACAUGAGAAAAUCCCUAACUUCCGAAACAAAGGGUAACAGAAUAGCUGAACUACUUGUUCUAGAGAAGCGAGUCACUGCUAAGCCCAAAGACCACAUUAAGGAAGUUACAUAUAUACUCUAUCUCUUGACUAUUCCUUGAACUAAAGAUAUAGUUAUUGUUGAUCCUGGCACUAUACAAGACGCAUGUCGCGUGUGAACCUAGUAUAUGGCCUUGCUCUCCGCAAGUCUCUCCGUUUGUCAGUGGAUAGGGUGCUUGCCCAGUGUUUUGGGUGUGGGGGAACCCGCUUGGGAAUGUACUUGUUUUACUUUAUUGAUCCCAUGACUGUUUCUGAUAUAAUGAAUACCACAUGUUUCUCUAAUUAAAAUGUUUCAAAAAUUCGUGUUAGGAAGAAGGCUUUUGAAGCUUUAGAGGAAGAAAAACAACAACGAAAAUAUGUGAGUUGUUUAAAAUAUAAGUUGACUCCUUAGAUGCCUUUUGUAAUGUUUUUUUUUAGUGCCCGCAGUCUAUGAUUUCGAAGUUGGUUUUCCAGAGAACAAGGAACCUAACCUGACUAAAAUGCUGAUGGGUGAGGGCAGUGAUGUUCAUCUCUGGGUGAGGUAAGACCAGUACAGUACAAAUUGAAAGUUUCUGUUUGUUUAUUCAUCAUACAAUCUAAAAUGAAAUGUUUCACAUUUAGAAUAAUCAUCCUGGUGUCUCAACACAAAAAAAAUCCCAGCUUAGAAAAUACUGUCUAAUUCAUCUUAUCCAAAGAGGUACCCAAAUCAUGGUCUUUACUGCCCCCGCCGACCGGAUCCUCCCCCUCGUUUUGAAUCCUGUUUACCCCCUUGGGGCUUAAAAGCCAUAAAGUAAAUGCUGCUCACAGAGCAGAGUUAAUUUAAUGAAAGAUAUUUUUGAUUAUGUUAUGUGUAUGGAGGGCUUCUUCAUCGUUUGUCUCACGAUUGCCACUAGAAAAAUUCGUUAUACGUCAAUCACAAGCAACCACAGAAUUACUAAUAUUCCCGCUUAAGCGACAGUAAAUUAACUGUAAGACCAGCAUUACGUGAUCGCGAUCGAGGUGGGAGCCCGGGAAAUGUUGGGAGGUUUAAACCCCCUUUCCCCCCCCCCCCCCCCCCCCCCCCCCCCCCCCCCCCCCCCCCCCCCCCCCCCCCCCACAAACACACCAAACCUAUCAUAAUUAAUAUUUUUGUGUUUAGCUCACCGUGUUGGCGGGUGGUGGGGUUGGUAUGGGACGGUAAAAGAGAGGUGUGUUUGGUGGUAGUUAGUGAAUCAUAUGAAAAAACAACAACCAACACAAAAUUGCUAAUUUCCCCCCAUAAGGGGCAUGAAAAUACCGGUGAAGCACGGAGUACGUUGUCGGGGGCGGGGGGGGGGCCCGGGAAAUUUUGGGGGGUUUAACCCCCCUUCCCCCCCCCCCCCCCCCUCCCCCCCCCCCCCCCCCCCCACACAUUGAACGAGCCAAACAAUUAUCAUCUUAUGGGAAACUUUUUGAGAGGCUAGUUCCAGAGUUCAGUUGGGCUUGAGGUUGUCAUGGAAAAUGUCAGCGAAUCCUGGUUUGAGUUUAAGGCUUUCAAAUCAAUUAAACGCGAAUCAACUCACAGGCGUUAGAAAAGGCGAAUGAACUUUAAGCUUGGAAGCAAAAAGCGUUAUAACUGCUUUUAAUGUGGCCCGAACCUUUUUCUAUGUGUGUUGGGUAUGUUUUUGAAUCACGUUUUUCAACAGGAACGAUAACUUUCUCAAAUGUGUUAGCGUAGCAUUUUAAGGUGAAAUUUGACCACCAUUUUGCGCAGCGAAGGUUAUGGUCGCGAUUGACUUCAAACUUGCAGAUAUAAAACUAGAGAACUCUGAGGCUUAUUAGACAUACUAUUGAUCUCUGUCAUGUUUGCCUGUAUCUCUUGUUGUACGUAGGCGAUUCCCGCUUCAAGACAUUCCUUGUGACACCGUUGAAGAAACUUCAAACUGGUGUAGGAAAGCCUUCCAAGAAAAGGUAAUGAGUUCAUUGUGAACAUUGCACAUGUAGCGAGCUUUUCUGAUUGUCCAUUGGUUCGUAACUUCGAAAACUCAUGUUCUGUUACUGCGAGGGUCACGACUCUCGCGCGCAUUAGUAUCAGUAGUCUGCUACACGGCCGUUUUUAGUGUCGUCACGCAACACUAAAAACGGCUGUGUAGCUGUGUAGCAGACUAUAGUAUCAGUAACGAGGAUAGCAUCUAUAGGUCAAUCAUCUGUUUGGGAGACGAUAAGUGUUCCGGCAAAUACAUGUACCUCCUCCGUUGCUAAUAUUGAACUUAUGCAACAUGACAGCAGAGGAAAGAAGACUGUGACGGCAAUCCUCGUGUGGCAAGCGUGACAUUAAAUACUGGUCCACGGCUCCAAUGACUGCUUAAGGAAGAAUUAUGUACCACUGAUGUUAAGAAAACUUCCGAGCGCUUUUGAAUUUAAUAAAGAUGAAAACACCCAACAGCACUCGAUACCCGGUUGAACCUUAGUUUCGCGUAGAACUUGGUGACAAAAUGAACACAGCAAUCAAAGACGUGAUUUCUGAUUGGGUACUUUUCACUUUCUCGUGAUUGGUUGAAACGCUUUGGGUUCUUAUUAAUCCAUAGAACUUACCUCCGGGAACUGUCAUGGGGAAUUCUUUUGUUCUUUUUUACGUAUCUAUGGAACUUUCACCGAGAAAAUUUCACUCUGGGGAAGGCCAUUUCACACAAAAAGUUUUCUUCCCUUUGGGCAACGCCUGUUUGCGCAUGGGUAAAACGGCUAGUGUAACGGUAGCCACUGAUAAAACUAAAAAACAAAACCCUUUGUAACGCAAAAUGUAUUAUAUUUUUAGGACAAAGGAAUGAGCUACUUCGUUGAACAUGGUAGAUUUCCCGCCGAGAGAUACGAGUACCCUAGGAAAUUAAGAAAUCUUAUAACUUGUAUAGCGUGGAAUGUUGUUUUGAGCCUUCCGCUUUUGUGGUAUAUUAUCUCUGUUAUUAUCUCUGGCUCCAUAACUUCGUUUAUUAUUGCUGGAACAAUCGCCCUUAUAGGUAAGUUUUAUCCAAAUAAAUUUAAAACAGGAAUACUAGGGGGAAUCAUCAAGAGAGGAUAAAGGGGACAGAGAAGGCAUCCCCCAUACACACUCUAUUCCUCGAGUUAUUUUUAGAAUUGGGAUAAAGUUACCUCGCGGGCUGCGUGGAUGUUUCGUGGAGGUUGCGCAUGACUAAACGCCGUGCAAAACAUGUCGGGCGAAAGGCAAUGAAGGCGUGAAGAGAUCGAGAGAAUUUCUGAAUAUUGAAGCGAAAUGAGUCGGCGCGCACCUGGGAAAAGGGAAUCGCUGGACUCUUUGACAACCCGUGAAAUCAGUUUAACUCGAAGUUGUCGUAACCUCGGUGCUUUAAUAAAAUGAGAAAUUUCGCCGGUCUAUUGAAACCGGUCGUUUGUAUAAUAAAGCAAGUAGGACGCCAAGUGUUAUUUUUGUUGAAUAAUAAAAGAAUGAAAAAGAAUAAAUAUCAAACCAGAAAUUACUCUCUUCAAACUGUAAAUUAUAAAUGAUCCUGAGAGAAUAUUCAGUGUGUUAAGGAUUUCNAGUUUAACUCGAAGUUGUCGUAACCUCGGUGCUUUAAUAAAAUGAGAAAUUUCGCCGGUCUAUUGAAACCGGUCGUUUGUAUAAUAAAGCAAGUAGGACGCCAAGUGUUAUUUUUGUUGAAUAAUAAAAGAAUGAAAAAGAAUAAAUAUCAAACCAGAAAUUACUCUCUUCAAACUGUAAAUUAUAAAUGAUCCUGAGAGAAUAUUCAGUGUGUUAAGGAUUUCCCUGCUGUACUGUUAGCUCUAUACAAGAGAAGAAGGGCGAUUCUUUUUUAAUUUCCGUUUCGCUGACACAGCUUUAGCAGAAAUCUCUCUUUAGUCGUUUUCGUUGACAAAACAAAUAGCAAGAUCGCUCUCCGCGUAUUCCGCCAUUUUUUUCUACGUCAAUUCGUGAAGGACGCGUGGCUCUGAGCGUGGGUCAUCCACGCGGAACACGUUCGCGCUAUGUGAUUGGCUGUUGUCUAAUCCCCCUUGGGAUCUAUGGUCUUAAAAAUAACUCGAGACGAAUUACCUAUGGAAUAGGGUGUGUAUGGGGAUGCCGUCUCUGUCUCCUUUAUUGUAUCUUGGAAUCAUACAGAACACGACGCCUUUUAUUAAAAGCGUGUUUCUGAACGACAAUAUUUGCUCGUAGAUUUAUUUUGUUUAAAUUUUUUUUGGCACACCUCGGUUCCGCUGAUCACGAAAUUGACAGGCUCAAAUGUGACGCUAUGAGACAAAUUCAGAAGCUGAAAAGCGGGAUUUUCUGCUUGCUUAUCCCUCCUUUGAGGCAACCUGUGUAGUUACAUCUAACUGCAGCGCAUCCUACUGGCAUGUUAUACCUUUUGAGAGAAGACUAAGCCGAAUGGAUUGCCUUAAUGGCGACAAAUUUGAACGUUUCCAAGAAUUCAAAAAAAAUGGCGUGUGUUCCAGUCACAAAAUUUUUUCGCAGAGGUUCUCGUAAAUGUCUACUUUCAAUGAACAAAGAUAACAAUUUUUUAGGUUUUAUUUUUGUAACCAAGAUUUUGAAAUAAAUAACUUAAGUUGUUGUAGGUUAUGGGCACUUAAACCUUACCUUUCUGUUUAUAAUCCCACAGCUUACCCCCUUUAAGACAGUUUUGUGUACACACAGGUUCCCGUUCCUUGAAAGUCCCGGGAAAUUAGACGCGUUUUAAAAAAAACAUUAGUCUUGUUUUGCCGGAUUUCUUUCGUUAGCUUAAAAUUUCUGAGCCUUAAUUCCCAAAAUCAGCAUGCCCAAUUUGAAUAUUUGACGCAAACAUUACGCUGAAAGGGACAGAAAAGAGCUUCAAGAAACAGCCACCUGGAACUAUUAGUGGAGAUUACGAUAUCUUUUUGUGUUUGGUCACACUCACUUUCACCACUUAUCCUUGACUUCUUUAUUUUAUUUCAUUUCUAGGUUACAUUAUGAUCAAAGUGCUGCUACAUUUUAGCGACUCCAAGAAAGGCAGUAGUUUUGGACUAAAACCGUCUAGUAACAAUGGGGUCAAGAAGCAAAGCUAA